Messenger RNA from Protobothrops mucrosquamatus (brown spotted pit viper), 2214 nucleotides. It is a transcript of the gene SAMD9L, whose product is annotated as sterile alpha motif domain containing 9 like. NCBI's taxonomy places the organism in Eukaryota, Metazoa, Chordata, Lepidosauria, Squamata, Viperidae. The record is from RefSeq and is a predicted model, not a curated record. Gene Ontology annotation, cellular component: cytoplasm.
AUGAGAUUUGACAGUAAUGACACAUUGAGAUCAUCUACUUCAAAAAAGCAUGUCAAACUAUCAUUGCCCAAUGUACUUAAACAAAAAGAAAAAUGUGGUGACAUUAUUUUCUGUCAAGAUGUAACAGGCUCUAUUUUGAAGAUGUUUUCAAAAUAAGAUUUUAUAGCAAUGUGGAUGACUCAUGAUCCAGCAAUUCAGAUAAUCAAAUUUCACAAAAAAGAAUUCAAAGUUAAAUUUUGUAAUGAGAUUUUCACAUUUGCUGCAGUAUGUAUGACCUCUCAUACUAAUGGUAGUUCAGAGUUAUAUGGGAUAAUCUUCAUGAAAAAAUAAAACUAUGUUAACUAUUUUGAUAUAAAGCAACAUUUUGGAAAUUUUGUCAGUAUUGCAAAAAAUUGCAUUAAGACACCUACUAUUUUUGUGGAAAUAUUUCAGCAAAAAGUCUUGUCUCAGAAAUAUUUAUUAUUGAAGUUGGCUGUUCCAAAAUAUGCUACUUGUCAAUCUAAGUAUUUCCUUAGAAACACAUAUUUAUCAAACUAUAGUCUAGGAGCAAUACUUAUCAAAGCUACUGACAAAGCUUCACCAGAAACAUCAAAGGCUAUAACAGAAUAUACAGAAUAUAGCUUUCUUGAGUUUGAUCUAGAGUCUGCAAGCAGUAAUGUGAUCAAAGCAUUCAGAGAAACUAGAUUUGCAUGUGCUCAUUUCCCAAAGCCAUAUCAGAAAAUUGAAAUUCAAUUUUCAAGAUGGAUUUUCUGCGAUGGACUAGAUGAUAUAUUAAGUAUUUGUAUUGGGGCAUAGACAUAGCACUGGAAAGAUAUCUGAUUUAUUGAGGUAGCUAGAUUAACAAACAGGUACAUAGCCAGUUUGAGUCUGCCAAUGAUGAAUGGUAUUAUCCAAAAAUUAAAUUAAAAAAUCUCUAACUUUUACCCUCAGAAGGGUUUUCUUCUACAGUUCUUUCCUCAAAAGAAAAAGUCUCCAGGAUUGUACUGGAAAUUCUUCACUGAGUAUUAAGAAGUUAAAAACAAUAAACUAUUUUCUGAAUUAACAACAAAAACCUCCGAAGAACAGCAUUUUUGUCAUGAUGGGAAAGUAUAUUGGUAUUUUUUUUUCUCUUCUGAAAAUUGUAUUUCACCUUGCAUUAAAUGGAUGUAUGUGAAAAUGGAACGUCUGACUGAAUCAGAAUCUCAGGCUUCUGAACAAUCCUCCACAAAAAUAAUCAGCCUUUAUCAUCAUCUAGCCUGUAUACUUUCUGUGAACUGCAAGUGCAAGAGAUUCAAAUGCACUGCAAAAAAUAAAAUGCUUGAUUUUUCUGAAAUUGGAGUACAAUUAACCACCUUAUUUGAUUAUUUGUCAAUAUUGAAUCUUGUGGAUUCAAUACUUACUACCGCAUGCUAUUCAAAUUACUUACUACCGCAUGCUAUUCAAACUACUACUGCAGAAAAUGUUGUGUACAAAACCUUGGUCAUAAUUUUGAAUUGUAUGCAGUCCCAUAAUCUUGCAGAAAAUUCGAGUCUGAAAAGUAUUGGUUUGGAACAAAACCUAACUGAGGAACAAAGGGCUUUUGAGGAAAACCUCAAAUAAAUGUAUGAACUUCCUGGAGAUUUCUAUUCAUUUAUGAUUAUGGAAAAAAACAUUGAGAAUAUAGUCCAGAACACACUGAAAGAUCUCAGUGUUGCAAAUGAGGAAGCACAAGUUAUUUCCUUUCUAGCACUGUUAGAUUCUUAUGAUAGAGAAUUCAUUAUCUCUGUAAUACAAUACAAAGAGGAUUGGGAAAUAAGUAGUAAAGGAAAAAAUGAAACUAAAGUCCAUGUGAAUAUCAAAAGCUUGGAUGUGAAGAUGGGAAAUAGUUCCAACAUUAUACUAUAAUGAAAAAUUGAAGCACAAGAACAUAGACAGUAUCAAAGAGUAUAUAUGAGUCUCAUGCUGAUUCCCGAACAGUGCCUUGAAGAAUUUAAGUAAAUAUUUAAGCUGAUUAAAAAGAAGAUGAUUACUGAAAAGGGACUUAUUUUAUGGCAUUGGCCUAAUAAAUUUCAGCAAGAUGUGGAAAGCAUGCAGCUGAGGAGACACAGAAAGGAACAUGGGGAUUAUACAGAAACAUCAAAGGUUAUUGCACAAUUAUUCCAUCUUUCCCACCUUAACAAAUUCGUUAUGGUAGAAAGAAUUGAGAGAAAAUUAGGAAAUGUAUAUACUGAAAACAUUACCUUUAGGCUCCACUAA